Messenger RNA from Belonocnema kinseyi, 3448 nucleotides. Its product is annotated as zinc finger protein 600-like. Gene Ontology annotation, cellular component: nucleus. The transcript is spliced from 5 exons. The record is from RefSeq and is a predicted model, not a curated record. Gene Ontology annotation, molecular function: DNA-binding transcription factor activity; zinc ion binding; RNA polymerase II cis-regulatory region sequence-specific DNA binding. NCBI's taxonomy places the organism in Eukaryota, Metazoa, Arthropoda, Insecta, Hymenoptera, Cynipidae. Gene Ontology annotation, biological process: regulation of transcription by RNA polymerase II. Bases 540 to 2231 code for a protein of 563 amino acids.
GAAAACAUAAGCAAACUGUGUCGGACCUGUUUAAGAGAGGACAAUGAUAAAAUGGUUUGUUUAUUUGUGGGACCAGCAGGAUCAUCAUUGGCAGCAAAACUGCGAUCCCUAUCUGGUCUAGAGGUUUGGGCAUUUCUCCGGUGCAAAUGGUGAAAGAACGUAUUUGCAGAUACGUCUUUCACCAUUUGUACGGCAGACUUGUAGGUCAACCUAUGUAUAAAAUACAAGUUUUACUGCACGAAAAUUUAGUCGCACUUUUUAAAAUAAAAACAGCAGCUCGCAAAAAAGUCACUUUCACCUUUGCCUGUCAUUUUUCUAAAAUUCGCGCAACUUAAGAAUAUUGACGUUUUACACAUAAUCGAUGACGUUUAAUUCAAUAAGCUAAGAUUGCUGAGUUUGUUUACAUGUUUCUGAAAUUGUCAUUAACGUACUGUUUCUCUUCGGUAAAUCAAAACGAAUUUGGACAUUUCUAAAAAAUAUGGGUAUGACGACGUAAAUUCCUUUCAUAGGUAUGGCAAGGGGAUGGCUUGCCAGAAAACAUGUGUGAUCGAUGUGUUACUCGAGCCGAAUCCGCUCUUUUAUAUAGGGAGCAGUGUCAAGUUGCUGACAGCGCAUUAAGGCAGGCAGCAUUAAAAGUUCCAUGUAUGAAAUCCUAUGCUGCCGUUUCGGGAUGUAAACAGUAUCAACAAAAUCCAUCAUUUUUAUCGACUCAAAAUGCACAGAAUACCUUGAAAUGCGUUGAGUGUAGAGCAGUAUUUAUGAAUUACCAGGAACUUUGUCUACACAGUAGAUUACACGUACCAUUUCUACCAGAAAGUAAUAUCCCAUCUCAGCAUAUGCAUAUCGUCGAAUCUCCAAAUACGUGUCACAAUUUAAAUCAUUUGCGUAAUAACUCAAUUAACAUUCAUAUAAAUUCGAUGGCAGAAGAUGACGUAUGUUCCCGUAGAACUGCCUGCGCUCUGCACUGCUCUCAUUGCAACCACACAUUUUCAGAUAGAACACAGCUUAUAAAUCAUAGCUUAGCUCACGAUGUAAGUAAUACAAGUUUACUUUGUGACGAAGAAAACAUUCAGAUCAGAAACAUUUCGAAUCCUGUUAGUCGAAAUUGGCUUCUUGGAAGACCCAUUCAACAUCCGUUGGAAAAAACAAUACCGAAUCUGCAAUAUCCCUCUCAAUCCUUUGUAAAUGAAACUAAAAAAAUUCGGAAUGUUGCUUUUUCUGGCAAUAGUUUGCACAACAUAGAACAAUUUAAUAACACUAACGGCCAUCAAAAUAUUUCUUUUCACCCUGAAGCUACUUUACCAGUUUCUUUAAACUUUGAUCCUCGUAAGAUCAUUCAACAGAAUAAUGAUGAAAAAGUUAGUCAGGAAUGCUUUGUCGCUUCUAAUUGUUUAACGCCUAUAGAAAAAUUUUAUUCCAAAAAAUCAGAAGACAUUAAAAACAAAACAUACGAAUGUGAGAAAUGCGGUCGCUUUUUUCUGCAAGAGUCUAAGUUCCAAAGUCAUUGGUUAUCACAUUCUGAUAAUCGGCCAUUUAAGUGCUUUAGAUGUCACAAAGCUUACGCAUGUAAGAGUAAAUUAAACGCACAUAUGAGAUUGCAUACAAAGUCAAAUGUUCAUCCGUGUAAAAUAUGCAAUAAAAUUUUUACAUAUCCGUCAUACUUGUUAGAGCAUAUGAACGCUCACAAAUCAAACAACCACAAACUAAAAGAUCAAAAGCAAAUAUUUCAUUUUGAAUGUAACAUAUGCAAGAAGAAAUUUCAAAUUGCUAAACUAUUGAAUGCUCAUUUGAGACUUCACAGUGGAAUAGGCUUAUCACAAUGCAAUGUUUGCGAUAAAAAAUUUAAUCACAAAUAUAGUUUAAAAGUUCACCUUCAAUCGCAUGAAGCGAAAAAGGUAUACAAGUGUGAGUAUUGUGAUAAAUCUUUCACACAAAAAAGUAAUCUCGUUGAACAUAUUAGAAUUCACACCAAAGUGAAACCCUUCGAAUGUAAUUUGUGUAGUAAGAAGUUCUGUCAAUCUAGUCAUUUAAAAAGUCAUGUAGCUUCUCAUGAUUCAGCUCGGCAACACCGGUGUCAACUUUGUGGGAAAAGAUUUAAACUAGUUAAUCAUUUAAAAAGACAUUUAAAUUCACACACUAGGUCGAAGACAUACCGAUGUGAGAAGUGCAAUCAUGUUUUCUCUCAAGCUUUUAGUUUAAGAAGACAUUUAAAAAGACAUGAUGAAUCUUAACUCUAAUUUUAUUUAGAAUAUAUAAAGCAGGUAUUUAAUUACUCAAGGAAGACAAAAAAAGUUUUAAAAAAAUUAAAGUAGAGAAGAUCCUCUACAAAAAGUGGUAUAUUACAUUUCUUCGUAGCACCACUAGUCAGAAACAUCAACUUGAGGAAUAUAGAAAGUCUGUUUUUUGUGAUUGUUAGUACAAAAACCUCUUUCUAUUAUGAAGCAAUUUUAUCUGAGGCCUUUGAUGAACCAAAGUUCUCAUAAAAUGAACACAAAUAAAUAGAUUAAUUAGCCAUAGUACUUUUUAGCGGUAUUUACCUUUGCUUAUACUUGCAGAAUUAUUAAUGUUAGAGCUAGAUCUGUAUGCGACAUUCGGCGGAAGAAAAAUCCUUAAGCGAGCUGAGGUAAAUUUUACUGAAGGCGCGAUUCAGGAAGCGGAUAAACUCUGACUGUAUAGCAGUCUGCGGGUUACAGCCCCUCCACUACAUAGGCGUCUGGAGACAGACUGCAACUAAACGCUCGAGUACGACAGGCAACUUUUGUAUGUGAGUGGAUCUGUAUACAACCGAAACUUGCGUUUUGCUCAACAACGUAUUGGACAUGAUUUAACAAAUAUAAAAAAAUAAGAAUACGUAUUUAAACUACAUUACAGAAUAUCUAAAGUUAGUAUAUCAUUAUUACAUACAAUUAUGAUUAUGAUUAUUACAAUUAUGAUUUAACUUGAAAGUAUGUAUGAGUGUAGCUGUACAACGUACACAUAUUAAAAGGAAAGCGUCCACCUUUACAUUUUUUUAUUUUGAAAAUUAAAUUGAAGUUAUUUUCGCAAAUUAAGCAAGGAUUUUUGUUUCGCGGUAUUUAUUACACUAUACUUUGUUCACCGAGAGAACGAAAUUCUGAAAAGACGAAAUCUGCACGCAGCUUGUCAAAGAAAGGGAAGUGUAGGCGCCCCCCUGGAAAGGGUUUAGUGGUGGCCCUAACUAAGGUUAUACAAAAUUUCAGAGAGACCUUGGUCAGUCUAUUUGAAAAAAUGGUGUCUCUAUUCAACAGUGAUUGGCUGUACAUCGAUGAACAGAGUAUAUAAAGUAUAUUUAAAAAUUUUUUUAAAAAUAGAUUGAUACUCUAGAUCAAAAGUAAAUGAAGUUUGAAUGUUUGAUUUUCGAUGAGUUGUUGUACAAUAAAUUAGCCCUGGUAAGGGAAAAUAAAAUAAAUUACUACUAAUUAGCAUAAAA